UGGACCGCCUUUGUCGGCUGGUUCAUUCGCUAAAAUCCCGUCUUAGAAGAGCGUUUAUAGCUUCACUGUAUUGCUGACGUUUAGCUGGACAUACUUAAAUACCAGUGACAUGGAUACGCAUUGUGUGGAUCGUCUCUGUUAACCUGACUGAAUUCUGGAUUAAUAUUUUUCCCAAAAUGGAACAAAAGGAGUACACAUCAUGGCGACUGAACUUGGCAUUUCUGGCGCUGUCGCUGUUAUUCUGGAAAGGGGUCCUAGCGCAGAUACGAUACUCAAUUCCCGAGGAGCAGAAAGACGGCGCUGUGGUUGGAAAUGUCGCGAAGGAUUUGGAUAUUGAUCUCAGAACAUUAAAAGAACGAGGGUUUCGUAUCGUGUCAACAACAGGCGAGUCUCCUUUCAAGAUAAGUCAGUAUGACGGACUCUUGUAUGUCAACAGAAAAAUAGACAGAGAGGGGGUAUGCGAGAGAAGCACGCCUUGUGUGAUUAAUAUAAAAAUAGCUCUUGAAAGUCCUCUAGAAAUUCAUUACGUAACAGUUGAGGUUAUGGACAUAAAUGAUCAUGCCCCGAUAUUUCCCGAGAAAGAAAAGCGUUUGGAAAUAGCAGAAAAUGCACUCUUGGGCGCACGCUUUCAGCUUCAAGCAGCACGCGACCCUGAUGGUGGAAUUAACUCGGUGCAAGUUUAUAAACUGAGUCACAGCGAACAUUUUCGAAUUGAGGUUAUAGAUCGUGGUGCAGAUCGAAAGAUGCCAUUUCUAAUUUUGCAGAAAGCUUUAGACAGGGAAACCAAGCCAAAUCAUAAAUUCCUUCUUACUGCGUUGGACGGUGGCAAACCCCCGAAAUCUGGAUCUAUGGACAUAACCGUGGAUGUCAUAGAUGUAAAUGACAACAUGCCGGUUUUUACAAAAGACACGUAUUCUGUGAAGCUUAGCGAAAACGCACCGAUAGGUACAACGGUGAUACAGGUAAAUGCAACCGACUUGGAUGCUGGUCCAAACGGUGAAGUAUUUUACAUUUUUGGCCAUGAUGUUGACAAUGAUCUACGCAGUCGCUUUGACUUAGAUCCAGUUUCAGGAGAAAUAAUUGUAAAGGGACAGCUAGAUUUUGAGGAGAGAGACCAGUAUGAGAUUGAUAUUCAGGCAUCGGAUAAAGCACCUGCACCUUUAACAACAGAUAAAAGCGUACUUAUACAAAUUGUUGACGUAAAUGACAAUGCGCCAGAGAUAGAAGUGACGUCAUUUUCGAGUACAAUACCGGAGGAUUCCAAGACGGGAACUACAGUAGCCUUAAUUAGUGUGAGUGAUUUAGACUCGGGAGUGAAUGGUAAAGUAUCCUGUUCCGUACACGAAGACGUACUUUCAAGUUAACGCAGUCCUCACAGGACACAUUUAUUCAUUGAUAACCGCAUCAACACUUGAUAGAGAGAAAAUAUCUCAC
Molecule: messenger RNA, 1434 nt
Organism: Electrophorus electricus (electric eel)
Lineage: Eukaryota; Metazoa; Chordata; Actinopteri; Gymnotiformes; Gymnotidae
Source: RefSeq, a predicted model, not a curated record